Haliotis rufescens (red abalone) is the source of this 4823-nucleotide messenger RNA. Its product is annotated as deoxycytidylate deaminase-like. Bases 3593 to 4222 code for a protein of 209 amino acids. Gene Ontology annotation, biological process: dTMP biosynthetic process; dUMP biosynthetic process. Gene Ontology annotation, cellular component: cytoplasm. The transcript has 5 exons. NCBI's taxonomy places the organism in Eukaryota, Metazoa, Mollusca, Gastropoda, Lepetellida, Haliotidae. Gene Ontology annotation, molecular function: zinc ion binding; dCMP deaminase activity. The record is from RefSeq and is a predicted model, not a curated record.
GAAUCGAAAAACCGAUGUGCAAACUUUUGUAAGAAUCCGCUACAGGGAUUCAUACAGUUUGAACCGAAAACAAUACACAGUCAGUCCUUAAUUGCAAACCUAUGAGUGGUUCUGUUCAAAAUAAUUGUACUUGUAUACUGUUUUAGUUUUUAACUUCUACUCAACAUGUGUUGAUGUGUUACAUAAUUUCGUUACAGUGAUACAAGUUACAAUAAGCAAGAUGUUGCACAGUUGUGCAUUAUUCACUACAGUGCAAUUCUUGUGUACACGAUGCCUGCAUUCAGCCCGUAAGAAAAGAAAUGUAAAAACAUCUGUGUGCGCGAGCUGAAAAGCUACAUUAGGUUAUUACGCAUAUUGGAUUAUAUAAUUUGUGUACGCAAGCAACUCAAAAGGUUUAUGGUGAUUUACAAAUGCAGUUUGCGUAAUUUACAAAUACGCAGCUUAUCUGGAGAUCGUGAGAAGUAUGAAUACAUUAACAUCUUGUACUGAUCACCCCAUUCCCCCUUCCCCUCCCAUAUCCCAUGGAUUAUCGUAGAAUAUAUCACACGAGCACCUCGCAUAUACAAAUAUACAUGAGCACCUCGCGUACACAAAUAUAAAUGCACGUGCACACGCGUCUUAGUAAAGCACUAUGGUAGCCUUGACACAUUCCAUAAAAUCACGUUCUUAUCAAAUAUCAUAAAGACAUGUUGAUCAGUUUGCAUACAUAUUUAACAAUGUUGGAGGAAGUGAAUAGGAUUUAGGUGUGUGCUAUUUCACCAAUGAAGAGAACAAUCUGCAAAAUAACGGGACGGUUAAAUGUGAGCCAUAAUUCUUGGGAACAAUCGACGCGAAUAGCUAGACGAUUGUUGGUGCGCCAGGAAAAGUACCAGACGCCACAAACGCUUGCCCGCCAAUAUCAUUGCAAGGAGAGAAAGGACUCCCGCUAACAGUGAGGAGUACUAAUUAAACAUUCCAGUAAUGUUACACGCCAAUAUAUCAGUUUUAUUUGUAACUUGCUAAUAAAAUUUAUCGACUUUCUGCACAUACAAAACAAUUAUAGAAUAAUAAAUAGCAAUAUCCCCCUUUACCAACAUUUACAAAGCAACACAGUGCUCAACUUAAAACUCUUCAGUUUGCACAUAUACAAUAAUUAUACCCGAAUACAUAACAAUUAUCUCCCUUUACUGAUAUAUACAAAGAAAAACAAUUUUGGAUACAUCAUAUAUACAAACUUGUAUAUUUUUGUACAUGUCAUAUAUACAAACUUGUAUAUUUUUGUAUAUCUCAUCAUUCCAAACUUGUAUAUGCUUUGAAUAUAUCAUCUUUCCAAAGCAUAUACAAGCUUGUAUAUAUAGAUUAUUUUUUGCAUCACAAAACCACAAAAACUUCGUGAAUAAGUAACACGCUACUGUUAAAUACUAAGUACCUGUCCACAUCGAUUGCAUUUUAAGUCUUCCUUGUUAUAUAUCAGGACAAUAAUAAUUCAUGAUCAGCAGAUAGUCCUCUACCUGUGGGGUGAUGUUUAUUUCCUUAAAAAUGAUUCAGUAAAAUGUGUACAAAAUGUUUGAGAUGUCAGUCACUUACAAAUCAGCAAUAUCUACUUUUCAAAUAACUAACAAAGAAAACAUUCAGCAGAUAUCAAUAACAACAAAGACACUCAGAAUGGAACAAAACAAGAACAUACAUAAUGAGAUUCUGAUAUAUUUCUACAGAACUGAGAUGAAAUAUUUUCUUGCCAAUGUCUGUAACAACCGGUUACAUGGCGAGAACACAAUCUAUUUGUGACUAAGACAUUUUAAGGAAAACUCGUUUCUUCCAUUUAAAAUAGGACACACAGUAACGUGUUGUGUGUGCUUUGCUUGCGACCACCGUACCAUGUCUGUCUAUUGUUCAGGCGAUCAGCAGAUACAGCUCCACCCUUUCCAAGAACUGUAAGCAAAAGUAAACUACAACUAGGUCACGUUAGGUCAUUAAUUUGAGUGGAUUAAGCUAAACUUUUCAUAUUCACAGGGAGCAACACAGUAUAUGGUUACCGCAGAUAAACUUUAACCACUUGCAGAAAUCUGCUACGUGUGUAGUGCAGGGUAUAUAUAUUAUCGUAUUAUGAACGGACACACACAAAGUUAAUAAUCUGACUAAUUACAAAACCAAGAGAUGAAUAUCCAACCCCGUUGACAUGAGACUAAUACUUAAAGUUAUGUCACUUUACCACCGUCCCAUGCAGUUCGUGACGGCACACACGUUGUGGAACCUUAUAUGAUUUCAUUUACAUAUCAUGUAAGAUAGAACCUGUAUAAAAACUGUGCCAUUGCUUACACGAUGUUCAAACGUCUACUACCACUUCAAACUUAAAAUGUCUCAGUUAACGUUAACGGUAAUGUUAAUACAACCCGUGCUCGCAAUCUACCCAGCUGACACUUGCAGGGUGACAUGUAACCCGAAACCUUGUUCUAGGAUGGGAGUAGCAAUGUGGGAGAAAUAUAUCCCCGGGGGCGUUCCGGUAUUGACACUCGCGUGUCAACUCUAACUUGGCACAGGUUGUUUACAUAACAUUAUAUGUAUUGGAAAUUGGAAAUGCAGACAUCAAACUGGCGAACUAUUCUCGAUCAUAAAACUCACAACAGGGAUGAAAAUUACACGAUUGGAUCAGUGCUCAGCAGCGAUCUGCUCGUAACUGCAAUACUUGGUUCAACAUAACCUAGGCUCGACUCAAACUGCAACAUCCCCUGGGUCUAACAUUUAACAUUGAUUUAUUUUCUGAGAGAACUUUUUGAACUUGAAAUCGAGGAGAAAAACAGGAACUUCAAGAGUACAUCUCUGAGAAUUGUUUUCAAUUUCCAUUAACCUCUCUGUUCCUAGCAGUAAAGGGGAAGAUUCAGAACGAAAUAUGCAUUGUAUGAAUGUAAUGCUGUCAUCAGGAUAGGAAUAAUCGGUGUAUUGAUAUAUGUUAUUUUACGUUUUUCCUUGUAUCACAUCGCUCAUCUACUAUAUUUAAGGUAUACUAGGAAACGCUUCAUUGAAACAGUGUUAACCAGUGUGCAGUAUCAAUAAAACCAGACACACUAAACAGACAAGAAGUAGGACAACGUGAAUUGAGUUCUAUACUAAGAACAUCCCUCGAUUUCAUCUCCAAACAUGAACAUUUAUUGAACUGGACCAUCCCAAUGUACCAUUACGAGGCGGAUAAGGUGUGUUUGUAAUAUAGAUUUUUUUACUUCUUUAAAAAAAUAUACCACCUCGCAGAAAAUGGGCUGAUGUUUAUCUGCUAGUUUGGACUUAUUGGGAACCAACUGGUGGCACAACUUAAAACUCUUCUUCUUCUAGUGUGUUCAUCCAGUGAUACUGUGUGCAGUGUCCAUUGUCGCCAUGUGUGGUGAUCUUGAGAAUCUGAAUGAAUGCUUGUCCGAUGUCAAUUUGUAUUUUUGUAUGUAAAAUUACAAAACAACCCAUUAGAAUACAGUUCGUAUCUUUAGUGUACAAUCAUGUCAGGACUUGUCUUGACACAACCUGACUAAUCAUGACGAGAAUGUAAGGUAUAUAUAUAACAGCUACAGUCUGGGUUGGUGAUCAUACGCCAGGUCUGCACACCUACUGAACAAGAAGUACUACCAUGGCUUCACAAAACCCAAAAGAAAAGACCAGACAGUUUGGUGAAAGUGGCAAGAGAGAGAGCCAACUGGACUGGGAGGAGUACUUCAUGGCCAUUGCAUUUCUGUCUGGAAUGAGAAGCAAAGACCCCGUCACGCAGGUCGGAGCGUGUAUUGUCAAUCCUAAGAAAAGGAUCGUCGGAACAGGUAACAACGGGAUGCCUAACAGUUGUAGCGAUAGAUUGCUCCCCUUGGGUAAAAAAGACGAUGCCAGCCAACUGGGAACUAAACGUUAUUACGUCUGCCAUGCAGAGAUGAAUGCUGUGAUAAACAAGUUCACAGCAGACUUGGAAGACUGCACUAUGUACGUGUGCUUGUAUCCAUGUAACGAGUGCGCCAAGAUCAUCAUCCAGUCUGGCAUCAAGACAGUGGUCUACUACUCGGACAAGAAACAUGACAAGGAGGAAGUAAAAGCCGCGAAGAUCCUGUUUGAGGCGGCUCGUGUCGAAAUAAGAGAAUAUAAUGGGAAGAAAAAGCAGGUUAUGGUGGAUUUCCAGUCCAUUGAAGACGCCACCAAAGACCGGACGAAAGGCUCCAGGAAAUCUUUGUAUUCGUUUGCAGAUUGUUUCCCGUCAUCUGCAUUUCAAAACUGAAAAUACAAGGCUCCUUUAUUGCAGUAUUUAGGUAUAAAGAUAAUUAUCGUAUUUCUUUCAAUAUUCUAUUUUGCAACGUAUUUGAUUAUAAUUACCUUUGAGUAUCUGUAUUGUUCCAUUUAGCCGAUAAUUUAACUUCUACGGAACACUUUGACGGAAAUGUUGUCAUACAAGUGUUACCUCCCCUUAAAUUAUCUCCCUUUGUCGUAAGUGACUAGCACGUACAUAAACUGUAGACGUUCUUUUUACGUUAGGUCCACAUUGACAAGGCAAUGUCAGAUGGUCGUUUAUGGAAUUAAUAUCAUUUCUUGCCGAUUGUUAUCCUCUCGAAAAUGUUUCCUUAUAAACUGUAAAUUUCUCAUUUAACUCGUCAAUCGUUCGUUUCGCAAUGCACCACUUUUGUAACUUGGCCAGCGUCUAUUCUUUCGCUUCCAACAGCAGUCUCCUGUUAAGAUUUGAGAAACACUUUGUAAGUCGCAAAUACAAGGGGCAGUGAACCGCCCCUGUGUGUGAGGUAGGGAGACCUUACGUUUCAAGGUUUUACAUUUGAAAUGAAAUAAUUUAAUUUUCUGGUAGACAGCUACACAAACAAUAUAUAAUA